AUGACUCUUGAACAAAAUCUUAUCCCACUAACUUGGGAUGAUGUUAUUAAUGAUUGGAAUAUUGAUGAUAAUCAUAUUUAUUUCAAUUUUGAUGAACAAUAUAAUUAUUUAACAUAUUUUCCUUUGUAUGUUAAAUUUGCUACUACAUCAGUUCAACAUAGACAUACACUUUUUCAAAUUUUUGAUUCUUUAAAAUAUCUUUGUAAGACAGAUAAAGAAUUUAAUCUUUUAUUUUGGAAAUAUUUAAUGAAAACAAAACCAUUACCUUCAAGAGAAGUAGUUCCAAUUACUCUUCCACAACCUGAUAGUGAAAAAUGUUUUUUUAAUUUAGAAUUAAAAUUUCAACAAAAUAAAAUUAUGAUUGAAUUUCAUUCAGAAUUAGCUUUGUUUAGAGAUAGAGAAAUACCUAGUAAUACAACAAAUAGACAUAAUUCAAUCCAAUCAUUAUUUAAUGAUAAAAUUAGUGCAUUAGUAUUACCAUUAGCAAGAUAUGAUCAUAAUUCUAUUCAACAACAAAUUGCUACUGUUGCAAAAUAUGAUGUAUUAUUUGGAAGUUAUAAUCAUCAAUUAUUAGAAAUUAAUAAAAAACAUUCAAUUAUGGAAUAUGGUGAUUUUUUUAUUACUAUGCAUAGUAAUUUAUUUUAUAAUAUGAUUCUUCAUUGUAAAUUUCAACAACCUUUUAUUUUAGAAAAUCCAUCAAAGAAUCAAAGAUUUUAUUCUAAUCUUAUAUUUUAUUUACAUCGUUGUAAAACUAAUGAUUUAUAUUUUUGUAUGCAUGAAUUAGAUACUUCUGAAUUACCUAAACGUAUUAUUUCUGUAUUUUCUGCUGUACGUCAAGCAAUUUUAUAUGAUGGUUAUACCUCACUUAGAAAAAUUGUAUUUAUUUGUCCUGAUACAGACCUUAAUCUUUUACAAUUAAAAACAAAUUUUGAUGAAUCAUUUCUUAAUUAA
Messenger RNA from Entamoeba dispar SAW760, 951 nucleotides. RefSeq lists its product as uncharacterized. Lineage: Eukaryota; Evosea; Mastigamoebida; Endamoebidae. The record is from RefSeq and is a predicted model, not a curated record. Bases 1 to 951 code for a protein of 316 amino acids. The transcript has 2 exons.